Molecule: messenger RNA, 1698 nt
Organism: Penicillium psychrosexuale
Lineage: Eukaryota; Fungi; Ascomycota; Eurotiomycetes; Eurotiales; Aspergillaceae
Product: OSTA/TMEM184 family protein
Exons: 5
Coding region: 1-1698 (565 amino acids)
Biological process (GO): transport
Molecular function (GO): transporter activity
Source: RefSeq, a predicted model, not a curated record
AUGACGACCGCAGCUAGCGGAGGAACAGGCUCCAGCCUAGCACGAGCAAUUAUCAUUGUCACAGGUGUCUCGGCUUUGGUUUCCUCUCUCUUGUCCUUUGUGGUCCCGAUUUACGCAGUAUCAUCAUGGACGAGCAUCAUAUCGCUAAGGGCGGCACAGUUUCUAGAUCCUGUUCGUGACAUCUACGAGGCGUUCACCAUCUAUACCUUCUUUCAGCUCCUCAUCAACUUCCUCGGCGGCGAGCGGGCUGUGAUCAUCAUGGCUCAUGGCCGCCCUCCUAUCUCCCAUGCCUGGCCUCUCAAUCACUUCCUCCCAAAGAUUGACAUCUCGGAUCCCCAAACCUUCCUUGCUGUCAAACGUGGUAUCCUGCAGUACGCUUGGUUGAAGCCCAUUCUGGCUCUCGGCUCCAUCAUAAUGAAGGCAACCGAUACAUAUCAAGAGGGCUAUAUUGGGCUGAGCUCUGGAUACCUCUGGACAGGUAUCAUAUAUAAUAUCAGCGUCACAAUCAGUCUUUAUUCCCUUGCCAUGUUCUGGGUGUGUCUGCAUGAUGACCUCGCGCCAUUCCGCCCAGUCCCCAAAUUUCUCUGCGUCAAACUCAUUAUUUUCGCCUCAUAUUGGCAAGGCUUCUUCUUGUCGAUCCUGCAGUGGCUGGGAGCGCUUGGUAGUGUUGCUGGGUACACCCCCGACAACCUUGCGGCGGCCAUUCAGGACAGUCUUAUCUGCUUUGAGAUGCCAUUGUUCGCUAUGGCUCAUUGGUAUGCAUUUUCGUGGCAUGACUAUGCGGACCCGACCAUCUCAGCUGCGCGCAUGCCCGUAAAAUACGCGCUGCGCGACGCAUUCGGCGUGCGAGAUUUGGUUGAAGACACCAAGUUCACCAUUCGCGGUAAGAAUUACGGAUAUCGGCUGUUUGACUCGGGUGAUAAUAUCAUCCCGCAUGAGGAGUCAGGGUCGCGGGUCAAGCGAGUAAUGGCCGGCAUGAGAUAUGAGCGUGGAGGUAAGGCAAAAUAUUGGAUCCCAGAACCGGGUGAAGCCAACAGCCGCACGCCUCUAUUGGGCGGCGAAUCUAGUCAGCGCGGCCCCAGAAAUAAACGGGCCAGUCAAACCUCCAGAGAGAGAAUCCGAUCAUACAGUGAAAUUGAUGAAACCGCACUGGACGACGAGGAUGAGCGAAUAUUCCUCAAUGCUCGCGCACUAGAAUAUGGAGACUGGAAUUACCCGGUGAUUACCGCGAACGUGGUGCCAAGUGACCAACGGCUGCCACCCUCGCGGAGAAAUCAAGAUUCAAACCGAGGGGCAGAUUUCAAAAAGGCCCAUAGGCACAGGAAAAGUCGCGCGUCAAAUGGUGAGAGUAGGCAAAGUCACAAGCCAAAGUCCAAAAUAGCUGGCCCAAGCUCGGCGACUCCCGGUCCCUUGAAGCGAAACGUCAGUUCCACCAGUUCUAGCGGUACGCAGCGCAGCCAGCUGGUUGACCUUGUGGUGGAGAAUACAGAGGCUGAAGAAGAAGUUCGAGCCCAAACACAGAGAGAGUAUGGCUCUGCCUGGGCAGAGCCUGAAACUCGACGAUUCUCAAGACCCUGUGAAGAUCUAAUCGAAGAAGAGGCUGAAGCCAACUCGAUACAGCCGGAGACCAAUCAUGACGAAGAUCGGCCCAAAUGGGCCUACGACGACCUAGAGCAGGACAAUGUUUGGGGCAAAUAG